GUGGCGCUGCCCGCUCGGCCCGGCGCUUCUGGAGCUGCGAGCCGGGACCGCGGGAGCGCACCUGCCCCGCCUCCGCCAGGCGGGCCGCGGGGCAUGCAGCGGACCGGGGGCGGGGCUCCGAGGCCCGGGCGCUACCACGGGCUCCCAGGCAGCCUUCGCCAGCCAGACCCCGCCACCCUCCAGAUGCUUCUCGUGGACGCCGAUCGGCCGGAGCCCGUGCGCAGCGGAGCGCGCGAACUCGCGCUCUUCCUGACCCCCGAGCCUGGGGCCGAGGCGAAGGAGGUGGAGGAGACCAUCGAGGGCAUGCUCCUCAGGCUGGAAGAGUUUUGCAGCCUGGCUGACCUGAUCAGGAGUGAUACUUCACAGAUCCUGGAGGAAAAUAUCCCAGUCCUUAAGGCCAAACUGACAGAAAUGCGUGGCAUCUACGCCAAAGUGGACCGGCUAGAGGCCUUUGUCAAGAUGGUUGGACACCACGUCGCCUUCCUGGAAGCAGACGUGCUUCAGGCUGAGCGGGACCAUGGGGCCUUCCCGCAGGCCCUGUGGAGGUGGCUGGGAUCCGCAGGGCUCCCCUCCUUCAGGAACAAGUCACCUGCACCGGUGCCCAUGACGUACGAGCUGCCCACACUGUAUAGGACGGAGGACUAUUUUCCUGCGGACGCCGGGGGGGCACAGCACCACCCCCGCACCUGCCCUCGGCCUUUGUGAGCUUUGUGGUCUUCCCAUCAGGAAGGCUGGAAAGUGACAUUGCGUACAUGCUGCAGCUUGAGGGUUUUUUCUUUGUAUUGCUGUUUAUUUUAUAUUUUAAAAAUAUUUUUUAAAAUGUCGAGAUGGGGUCUCACUAUGUUGUCCAGACUGAUCUCAAACUCCUGGGCUCAAGUGAUCCACCCGCCUUGGCCUUCCAAAGUGGCAGGAUUACGGGCAGGAGCCUCCGUGCCCAGCCUGCUGCCAUUUUCAAAUUUCCACCCUGCCUCAUGUGAGGCCACAGGGUUUGGAGAAGCAGUUGGAACCCACGUGUGGAGAUGCCUCCCACGUCGGCCUGCCUGGGGUUCUACAGGGGUUGAAGGGCCAGGCAGGCCUGGCCGGGGCUGAUGGACAGUGGGGACUUUCCUUCUCUCCAUGAUGGCUUUGCAGGGGCUCCAUGGUCCUUCUCUCUGUGAUGGGUUUUUGCACGGGGUGCGCUCUGCCACUGUGGGUGGGUGGAUGCUGGUUCUGUUGCCCCCAGACCUCGGUGCCCACAGUCUUGAGGAUCCUUCCAAUAAAGGUGUCAAGAGUUCA
This is a messenger RNA of Nomascus leucogenys (northern white-cheeked gibbon), 1275 nucleotides long. RefSeq names its product breast carcinoma amplified sequence 4 (gene BCAS4). The record is from RefSeq and is a predicted model, not a curated record. NCBI's taxonomy places the organism in Eukaryota, Metazoa, Chordata, Mammalia, Primates, Hylobatidae. Gene Ontology annotation, cellular component: BLOC-1 complex.